UUUACUUUAUUAGCGCUGCAGGUUGAUUCAUUCGUCAUUAUUGGUUUGUACUUAGUACUGUCGAAACUAUCCCAGUUGCAUUUGUGCAAAGCAAAAUUCUGCAUUUCAUAUUGAGUGCAUCCUUGGUAGUAUUGUGAUUUUAUAUCGUACUUAAUUUUGAAAGUCAGUUUUCUAAGUAAAAUUUUUACUAACAUUUAAAAUUGAUUAAUUUUUGGUGCUCGACUACCUGAAUACCUAUCAUGUCCUACUUGGCCAACAAGAAGAAUCCUGCCGACAACAAGGAGAUGGUGGAGUUGGCAGCCAGGAUCUGCAGAGAUUAUCUCCACGAUUCCUGGAAGGAUGUGACCCCUGAAAACAUCGUCUUCAAGCAUAUUAGCGGAGGUCUAUCGAACCUUUUAUAUUACAUAUCAUUACCGCAAGAUUUAAUUGAGAAAGAGCAAAAUCAUCUGUGUCCAAAAGAAGUACUUAUUCGUUUCUAUGGUCAAACUCACGGAGAGAGGGCGCUUGAGGCUCUCAUUACCGAAAGUGUUAUAUUCACUCUUUUGUCAGAACGAGGAUUGGGACCAAAACUUCAUGGAAUAUUCCCAGGUGGAAGAAUUGAGGAGUACAUCAAAGCAAGACCUCUGAAGCUUAGAGAAUUAGCUGACGAUACGUUAUCGGUCCUUAUUGCAAAGAAAAUUGCUGCGAUUCAUUGCAUGGAGGUGCCUUUACAUAAAGCCGCUACCUGGCUCUGGGACACCAUAGAUAAAUGGAUAAAAACUGUGGAAGUGAAACAGAAAGGUAACGUACCCCCUCAAGUCGAACGUCUUGCCAAAUUCGAUUUUAAGGAAGAAGCUGCUUGGCUUAAACAAAGGAUCGAAGCUGAAAAUAGUCCAGUCGUUUUCUGCCACAAUGACAUGCAAGAAGGAAACAUAUUAGUAGCAGAAAACGGCGAGUGUGAUCAAAAUGGAAACCCUAAUAUUGUUAUAAUUGAUUUCGAGUAUUGUUCUUAUAACUAUAGGGCAUUCGACAUUGCAAACCACUUUGCCGAAUGGCUAUACGAUUAUACAUUCAAAGAACCUCCAUAUUUCGAGGAAUGCCCAGACAAUUAUCCUUCUGAAGCACAAAGACUGCGCUUUAUUAAAACGUACUUGAACGAAGUGGGAUCGAAAGAAAAUCCCAAAAAGGUUCUAAAGGAAGUUGAAGUUUUUACUCUUGCCUCACAUUUCUUUUGGUCACUUUGGGGAAUCGUCAACACCGAUUCUCAAAUUACUUUUGGAUAUUGGGAUUAUGCUGCAGCUCGACUUGAUGGUUACUUACGAGCAAAGAGUGAACUGCCACCUCUAAAAGCAGUAAAAAGAAAAGCCGAAGAUUAAGCUUCGACGUCAACUCCAAUACCCUUUGGAAAAUCCCCUUUUUAUUUCAAAAAUACGGCAGCGUUCACGGACAGGAAACGAUGGUUGGUUCUGAAUUGAUACUCUGACGAGUGAAAAAAAUCUGACGACCUGGGAAAUUAUUACCAAUUCUGCGAGAGAACGCAAAAUUAAUGCAUUGGGUUUAUGAGAGCCCUUAAUGCCUUCCGCAUUAGCAAAAUACCUUUAACAAAACUGCCAGUUUAUACGUGUACUUAAAAUAAACAGGUGUUUAUAUUUUUAAAAGAAAAAGUAUAAUUUCAUGUACUAUUUAUAGUCAAGCACAUGUUUUACAUUUUGGACCGUCAGUAAAAUAGCUACUCGACCUAAUUAAUUUUUGUAUAAAAGUAAUAUCUAAUAGUUCCAGAUCGAGUUAACUCAUCGUCAGUUAAAAUAUCACAUUGAAGUGACUUUCAUGAUAGGAAUGGGCGUAAAUGUAAUAUGAGUUUCAA
Molecule: messenger RNA, 1843 nt
Organism: Agrilus planipennis (emerald ash borer)
Lineage: Eukaryota; Metazoa; Arthropoda; Insecta; Coleoptera; Buprestidae
Product: choline/ethanolamine kinase
Exons: 6
Coding region: 240-1355 (371 amino acids)
Biological process (GO): CDP-choline pathway; phosphatidylethanolamine biosynthetic process
Cellular component (GO): cytoplasm
Molecular function (GO): ethanolamine kinase activity; choline kinase activity
Source: RefSeq, a predicted model, not a curated record